Molecule: messenger RNA, 1788 nt
Organism: Recurvomyces mirabilis
Lineage: Eukaryota; Fungi; Ascomycota; Dothideomycetes; Mycosphaerellales; Teratosphaeriaceae
Gene: MFS1
Product: MFS sugar transporter
Exons: 3
Coding region: 1-1788 (595 amino acids)
Biological process (GO): transmembrane transport
Cellular component (GO): plasma membrane
Molecular function (GO): transmembrane transporter activity
Source: RefSeq, a predicted model, not a curated record
AUGGGUCUCUUCUCCAAGAAGAAGCAAGAUGCUUCAGCACUACCGACGGCGGAGACAACGCGACCACUUUCGCAGGAAACUACACCCAUGCCCAGCGUAGCACCAUCAGUACUCGACAACCAAGAGAAGACCGAGAGGCACGAUGUGGACGUCAAUGCCGCAGAAGUGCGCUCCCAAUCACGAGACACGGACGUUGUCGCAUCAGAGAAGGAAGCCGCAAAAUCAGCAGAGGAUUCAGAAGAGGAAGACGACGAUAUCGAAUACCCGAAGGCGCUCCAACUCACACUCAUCACCGUUGCGCUAUGUCUCUCCGUCUUCUGCAUGGCGCUGGACAACACAAUCAUCAGUACCGCUAUCCCACGGAUAACAGAUCAAUUCAAAUCGAUCGAUGAUGUGGGCUGGUACGGUUCUGCCUACCUCCUCACCACCUGCGCCUUCCAGCUUUUCUUCGGCAAGCUGUAUACCUUCUUGUCUAUCAAAUGGAUCUACCUGAUCGCCAUCUUCAUCUUUGAAGUCGGCAGUGCCAUCUGCGGUGCCGCUCCCAACUCUACAAGCCUGAUCAUCGGUCGUGCUAUCGCUGGUCUGGGAUCUGCUGGUAUCUUCUCUGGCGCCAUCUUGAUUGUCACUCAGACCGUCCCUCUCGCCAAGCGUCCUACCUACAUGGGUGGCAUUGGAGGCAUGUACGGUCUUGCCUCUGUCGCUGGACCUCUUAUGGGUGGUGCUUUCACCGACAAGGUCUCUUGGAGAUGGUGCUUCUACAUCAAUCUUCCUAUUGGUGCCGUCACCAUCGCGUUCAUCGCUCUUUUCUACAAGCCUGGCAAGCGCGUCAAGGUUCUCACCGGCGGCUGGAAGGAGAAGUUGGAGCAGUUCGACAUCUUCGGCACGAUCAUCUUCCUGCCCAUGAUUGUCUGCCUGCUUCUCGCUCUGCAGUGGGGUGGCUCCAAGUACCCGUGGCACGAUGGCCGUAUUAUCGGCCUCUUCGUUGUCUUUGGUGUGCUUGCUAUCAUCUUCGGCGGUGUCCAAUUUUGGAAGCAGGACAAUGCGACCGUGCCUCCGCGUGUGCUCGGCCAGCGAUCUGUCGCCGCUGCAGCCUGGUUUGGUGCCACUCUUGGCGCAGCUUUCUUCGUCUUCGUCUACUACCUCCCUAUCUGGUUCCAAGCGAUCAAGGGCGUCUCAGCUGUCGGCUCUGGUAUCCGCAACAUCCCCAUGAUCCUCAGCUUAGUGGUCUUCUCCAUGAUCUCCGGUAUCGCCGUCACCAAGAUCGGGCAAUAUGCUCCCUUCGUCAUUGCCUCUUCCGUUCUGAUGUCCGUCGGUGCUGGCAUGCUCUCCACCUUCCACUCCAACACUGCCUCCGGCGCCUGGAUUGGCUACCAGAUCCUCUUUGGUGCUGGCGUUGGUUUCGGCAUGCAACAAACACUCGUGGCUGUGCAGACUGUGCUGCCCAAGCAGGACAUUCCUAUCGGAACGGCCAUUGUCAUGUUCUCGCAGACUUUGGGUGGUGCUCUCUUCAUCUCCGUCGCGCAGAACGUGUUCACGAACCAGCUACUCACCAACCUCAAGAAGGUUGUACCCGGCCUCGACCCAGCAUUCGUCCUGGCCACCGGCGCCACAUCACUCAAGACUGCUAUCCCGAGUCAAUUCUUGCCUGGUGUGCAGACUGCCUACAACACUUCCGUGAUGGCGACUUUCUACGUCGCCGUGGCGAUGUCAGUGGUCUCGAUCUUUGGCGCUGCGGCGCUUGAGUGGAAGAGCGUGAAGGGCAAGAAGAUUGAGAUGGCUGCUGCUUAG